Molecule: messenger RNA, 1296 nt
Organism: Symbiodinium natans
Lineage: Eukaryota; Dinophyceae; Suessiales; Symbiodiniaceae
Source: the annotation of a GenBank genome assembly
AUGGCCUUGCGUUGGCCCUGCCGCCAUGGCACAACAACGCCGGCUGCGUUUGGCAAGGCGCCCCGAUCGGCUCGUCCAACGAGAAGAGCUUUCAAGGCCGUUCAGCAUGGCGCCGUCCCGGCCCUCACGGGCACGGCGCUGCUUUGGUCGCGAGGAUCUCGCUCACGUCGGCGCGCUUCGCGGCUUCCCUGCAAGUUCCGCUCCGAGUGGCGCGAGGUGGCAGGGUGCCCGGUGUAUCUUCCCGCCUCCAGCGAGGGAUCGCGACCGACUUGUGUGCUGCACUUCGUCGGUAGCUCCUGGGCAUCGGCUGCCCCGCGGCUAGUGUACAGGCAAUUCUUGGAGGUGAUCUCCGAGGAAACAGGCGCCGUCGUCGUGGCCACGCCUUGUGACGCCACGUUGGAUCAGGAUGCUGCCGCGGUGAAGGUGGCCGAGCUGGUGGAUGCCGCCCUUCUGUCCUUGCAAAGUCGAGGUGUUCAAGUUUCUUGCCUCCCGAUUUGGGGCCUCGGCCACGCUUCUGGCGCAGUGGUUCAGCUCCUCGUAUCCCUCACUCAUAGACGUGCAGGUCUGGUGCUUCUGGCCGUCGCUCCUGCUCCAAACCCUUUCCUGGCCAGCCUGCCCAGGCCUCCAGCUCCCCGACGUGUCCGUUCGCAGCUGCGAAAGGCCAUCGAGGACUUCGCAGAGCAGGGUCAGCUUCGGAGAGGUCUCCGUGCCGUCGAAGCGGUGACCCGGGGCUUUGCGCGAACGCUGCGCGGCCUCCGCAAUGGGAGCGAAGAGGAGGGCAGCUGGGAUGCAAAGCUCCUGCAGGCCUUGGAGGACUCCCCGCCUGGUGAGGUCACCAGGCUGCUGCAGCAGGUUCUGCCCGCCAGCGCCGAAGUUCUGGAGGGCGCCCGGCGCUUUCGACCCACUCGAGAGGACCUUGCCACACGUUUGGCCUCGGAGGAAGCGCGCCAGGCCCUGCCAAAGCGGCUGAUGGUGGUGGAGUUCGGCGAAGACCCGCAGGACGACUCCUCUUGGCUUCUGUCCGCCUUGGGCUGUGAGGAGCAGAAGCCUCCAGAGGACAUGUUCGCUGCUUCUGGCUGGGAUCCACUGGAUGCCAUUGACGCGGCGCUGGAGGAGGAGCUCGCCGAAGCGGAGCUUGAGGCGUGGGAGGACGACGAGGACGACUUGGCUGAAGAGGAGGACGAGGAGGUGCGAGAGGCCCGCCGACAGCUGGAGGUGGAAUGGGAGGCGGAUGCCUCCAGCAACAUCCAGGCACCAAGCAAAAUGAAGAAGGGUGCGUAUUACUGGACAUGCUAG